Messenger RNA from Amaranthus tricolor (Joseph's coat), 5668 nucleotides. Its product is annotated as homeobox-leucine zipper protein REVOLUTA-like. The coding region runs from base 492 to 3029 and encodes 845 amino acids. Gene Ontology annotation, molecular function: DNA-binding transcription factor activity; lipid binding; DNA binding. The record is from RefSeq and is a predicted model, not a curated record. Lineage: Eukaryota; Viridiplantae; Streptophyta; Magnoliopsida; Caryophyllales; Amaranthaceae. The transcript has 18 exons.
AGAAAAACUAAAGAAACAAAAACAGCAGCUUCUCUCUCUUCCUUUUUAGUUUCUCUCUCUAACCAGACAGUCAUAGGAGUAUUGACCCCUACCCACUACCCAGACCCAGUAGUUCACUACCCACUCACUUUCUCACUCUAACCUCUCUCUUUCGCUAUCUUCUAUUUCCCUUUUUCCACCAUGACUUACCCCUAACUCCCAACAUUUACAUAUUCAGAAAUCUUCCAUGGAUUUCCUUCUUUAAGCUUUUCAUUUCUUCUCUCUUAUUGCCUCUUCUUUUCCCCCCCUUCCAUUACAGAAGCAGGGAAAAAGAUUCAUCAACUCUUUUAGUGUGAUCUUUGCUGAGGUUCUGUUUUUGUACUUACUAAGAUUUUAACCCAAAUAAGUACUAAUUUUAGGUUAUACAUAGUUUAUUUCAAGUUUUUCAACCUUUUUCUCUGAAGAGAAAAAAAUCCAGCUUUCGUUUCUGGGUUUUCUUCUCUAACUCAACAAUGGCGAUGGUAGUGCACAGAGAGACUAGCAGCGGAAGCGGAAGUAGUGGAAUGAGUAAACAUAUGGCAGCUGCAGUAGCUGCUUCAUCUGCUGAUGCAGGGAAGUAUGUGAGAUAUACAGCAGAACAAGUUGAAGCUUUGGAGAGGGUUUAUGCUGAAUGCCCUAAGCCUAGCUCUUUACGACGUCAACAGUUAAUUCGGGAAUGCCCCAUUCUCUCCAACAUUGAGCCUAAACAGAUCAAAGUUUGGUUCCAAAAUAGAAGGUGUAGAGAAAAACAGAGGAAAGAAUCGUCAAGGUUACAGACUGUGAAUAGGAAGUUAACUGCAAUGAACAAAUUGUUGAUGGAAGAGAAUGAUCGGUUGCAGAAACAAGUUUCUCAAUUAGUUUGUGAAAAUGGGUUUAUGCGCCAACAACUCCAUACUGCACCGGUUGUGACCACUGAUGGAAGCUGUGAGUCUGUGGUCACCACUCCUCAGCAUUCAAAUAGAGACACAAAUAACCCUGCUGGACUCCUGUCUGUUGCGGAGGAGACAUUGGCAGAGUUCCUCUCGAAGGCGACAGGGACUGCUGUUGAUUGGGUCCAGAUGCCUGGGAUGAAGCCUGGUCCGGAUUCGGUUGGGAUCUUUGCCAUUUCACAUCGUUGCAACGGAGUGGCAGCCCGAGCCUGUGGUCUUGUUAGUUUAGAACCUACAAAGAUUGCAGAGAUCCUUAAAGAUCGUCCAUCUUGGUUCCGUGACUGCCGGAGCCUUGAAGUAUUCACUAUGUUUCCUGCUGGAAAUGGAGGAACAAUUGAACUUAUAUAUACACAAAUAUACGCUCCAACUACAUUGGCUCCUGCACGGGAUUUUUGGACUUUACGAUAUACCACAACUUUAGAAAAUGGCAGUAUCGUGGUUUGUGAGAGAUCUCUAUCCGGUUCUGGACCAAACACUUCUUCUCCUCAGUUUAUAAGAGCUGAUAUGCUUCCAAGUGGCUAUCUCAUUAGACCAUGUGAAGGCGGAGGUUCCAUUAUCCAUAUAGUAGACCACCUUAACCUUGAGGCAUGGAGUGUUCCAGAGGUGCUGCGGCCAUUAUACCAAUCAUCAAAAGUUGUGGCCCAGAAAAUGACCAUAGCUGCUUUACGCUACAUACGACAAAUUGCACAAGAGACAAGUGGGGAGGUGGUAUAUGGCUUGGGUAGGCAACCAGCUGUUUUACGUACUUUUAGUCAGAGAUUGAGCAGAGGUUUCAAUGAUGCUAUUAAUGGAUUCACUGAUGAUGGUUGGACAUUACUGAAUUGUGAUGGUGCUGAAGAUGUCAUAAUUGCCUGUAAUACAGCAAAGACUUUUAUGGCCACUUUAAGUGCUGCCACUUCACUACCUAUGAUUGGUGGUGUUCUGUGUGCAAAAGCAUCUAUGCUACUGCAGAAUGUACCUCCUGCAGUUCUGGUUAAAUUCUUGAGAGAGCAUCGUUCAGAGUGGGCUGAUUUUAGUGUUGAUGCCUAUGCUGCUGCGGCAUUGAAGGCAAACUUUUAUGCAUUUCCAGGAAUGAGAGCCACAAGGUUUACUGGAAGUCAAAUUAUCAUGCCCCUUGGUCACACAAUUGAGAACGAAGAGAUGCUGGAGGUAAUUCGUUUGGAAGGCCAUUCUCUUACUCCUGAAGAUGCUUAUAUAUCUAGAGACAUCCAUCUGCUACAGAUAUGCAGUGGGAUAGAUGAGAACGCAGUAGGAGCCUGCUCUGAACUUGUUUUUGCACCCAUUGAUGAGAUGUUUCCUGAUGAUGGUCCCUUGCUGCCUUCUGGGUUCCGUAUUAUUCCCUUGGAUUCAAAACUGGAAUCUGUAACAAAUCGAACACUUGACCUAACAUCAAGCCUUGAAGUGGGCCCCUCAACUAACCAUGGAGCUGGUGAUGCAACAUCUUCUGGAAACAAUCGUUCUGUGUUGACCAUUGCCUUCCAGUUCCCAUUUGAUAGUAGCCUACAAGAAAAUGUCGCAACAAUGGCCCGCCAAUAUGUUCGUAGUGUGAUAUCGUCAGUGCAAAGGGUUGCCGUGGCAAUAUCUCCUUCAGGAUUGAAUCCCACAGUGGGCCCAAAAUUAUCUCCAGGCUCACCAGAGGCACUUACCCUUGCCCAUUGGAUUUGUCAAAGCUAUAGAUAUCAUAUGGGAGCAGAGCUGCUUAGGACUUCUUCGGCUGCUGAUGACACAGUGUUGAAACAUCUCUGGCAUCACCAGGAUGCUAUUGUAUGCUGCUUGAUGAAGUACCCUCCAGUUCUCAUCUUUGCAAACCAAGCAGGGCUUGAUAUGCUGGAAACAACAUUAGUGGCACUACAAGACGUGACCUUAGAUAAAAUAUUUGAUGAAUCGGGGCGAAAAUCAAUAUAUGCCGACUUCUCAAGGAUCAAUGAGCAGGGCUAUGCUUGCCUACCUGCUGGAGUUUGCAUGUCAACAAUGGGCCGUCAUGUUUCAUAUGAUCAAGCAAUUGCUUGGAAAGUCUUUGCCGCAGAUGAGACUACAGUCCAUUGUCUUGCCUUCACAUUUGUCAACUGGUCUUUUGUGUGAAGAACAAUUUAGGUAAAACAUCAAUCUAUCACAUCCUCGAUUAUUUAUUUACAGAAAGAACGUAAAGAGAAGUGAAGGGUGUUUGAUUUGUGAAAGUGGGACAGUUUGAUGUGUAGAAUUCAGGAAAUGAAUUUUUGUUAUAUUUAACGAGCCAUAUCUUGCAUUUUGCUAAUUCAAUUGUGAAAUUGUAUCAAAUUUCGUUGUCCAAAAUGGGUCCUGAGAUCUGCUACCUAUUCAAGCUGACAUAAGAGGAUAACUCAAUUACUCAAAUAACGAGCUUAUAUUGUCUUAUAAAUGUGGACAAAUUUUGCACUUGGAUUUGUGAAGUUUAUUUUCCGUACAUGUAUUUAUAACAGUGGUACACCUAGGAUUUCGAAAGUGAGAAGGGGGAUCUAAAUGACACCCGUUUCCUACAAUGCUGUUCUUAAUUACUCCCUUAUAUGAGUUUGACUCUACAUCACUUCAAAAGGCUUCAUAAAUUGAUGGUCUUAAUUACUCUCUUUUAGUUAGUUACUAUAUUUUGUGCAUUAUUUUGACACUUAAAAUUUUUAUUUGUGCAUAAUUAGAAGUCAUAAAAAGUUGAUAAUAUGUAACUACUUUCUCCUAUUAUAAUGCAUCUGUUUUAAGGAAAGAGGCAGAGGGACCUUAUGAGACUAGAGUAAUGGAAAAAGUAAGCAAAAAAGUGAUAAUUUAAUGAAAAUUAUAUAAAUAGCAGAAUUUCAUGAGGAUACAAGGGAAAAAGGUUACCAAAUAAGGAAAUAAAGACAUUUGAUAUGAAUAAGCCUGAAGAAAAAAUGAGACAUUUAAUUGAAAUAUGAGGUAGUGAAGAAAAAGUGUCGUUGGUGUAUGGAUUGCAGUAAUGCCAUUAAAACUUGUUAGGAAUUUGAGGUGUUUGCAUUAAUGUUGCAUUUGGUCUAAAGGACUUAAGACUAGUCAAUCAACAUUUAUUGUCUGUGUAUGUGUACAUAAGCAGUAAGCAGUAAUGGACUGUGUUUUUCCCUUUUCAGCACAUUUAGACUUAGCUCUAUAAAAUGUUGCAUCUUCUCUUGUUACUUGACUCCAGUAGAACGCUCAGGUUGGAAUUAGGAAACUUAUAGUUUUGGUAAUUGGUAUUGCUACUACUAUUUGUAAUUGUAUGCCUCAGCCUAUUCACUGAUAACUGAAAACUCAGCUGCUUGCAUUUAAGCAUCAGUGCCUAUUGGCUGGCAGUGUGCUCGCAGCAGAGGCUGUACUACUCUGAUUGUGACUUUUUAUGUGGGAAAUUGCAUGUCCUUUACCGUUACUGGCCUAUGGCCUAUAUUAUGCUGAAUCACUGUGUUUGGUUUAUUUGGUUUUCUUAUGCAAGUUUUCGUGUAUUACUCUACUCUGUAAUUGACUGUAAUAGUUGAUAUGCUUCCCUUCAAACAAAUUCUUUUGUUAAAUUAGGCUGGACUUAUUGUAAAUAUAAUGGGGAGACACGAGGUGUACAUAUUUUCAUAAGCCAAGGAGAUGUAUAACUUCCCAAAAUCAUAUGGCAAUGGGAAGAAGGAUUCCAAUAACUUAUAAGGUGUGUAUGCCAUCUUUAAUUUGUCUAUGUGAGAUAAUUGGAUCAAUCAUCCCAUCACCUUUUACGGUACAAGAAUCGAAAUAUGGGUGUUUGUGCAUGAAAACAAUUAAUAGUGUGAUUGAAGAGUAAUAAAUAAUAGUCUGUUUACUUUCUUUACCUUGUGAAUCUUCGACGGUUGAAGCUCGAGUUUGCCUAGAUCUAGACGUGAGCUAGAUUUUUCAUAAGCGCAAGCAAACGGGCUGAAUUUAGGCACCAGUAAUUGCUUAGGCUGAAUUCUAAAUAUUGAGCUACGUUUGGUACAGCAUAGACUGGGGGUUGAUUGGAGGGAGAAUUUGAAAAAAUAAGACAAUUGAACAACCUUUUUUCCAAAAUAAGCUCCGUAAAAUCUUAAUUCUCAAAAUAAGCGUCCGUACAUCCAAGCCUAGCCUCGGGAUUAUUCGAUGUUACUAACAGCGACUUAAUGCGUUUUAAGUUUUCAGCUCUCAGUUAUUUCCUUAUUUCAGCCGACGAGAUGAAUGAGUUACUAGUUAAUCUUAAAGUCGCUGUUAGUAACAGCGACUGAUCCUUUUUAUUUUAAUUUUUUUUUCAAUGUUUCGCUGUUAGUGACAACGAAUGUUUCCGAGGCUAGACUUGGAUGUACGAAUGCUUAUUUUGGAAAAUAAGUUUUCAUGAAGCUUAUUUUUGGAAUUGAGUUAUUAAAUAAUCUUAUUUUAUUCAAAUUUUCGAUUGGAGGGCGGUUGGGUACAGGCCAAAAGUAAUGUAUUUGUGGGUGUGGGGCAGAUUGUGGGUCAAAUACGUUAAAUGAAUCGUUAGCAGCCAUUGUAGUAGAGUUUAAUGGUGAAUUGAACCCAAUUUUAGAGUUUUCAUUAUGUGCAUCUUUCAUUGUUGAGUGAGGCCGAUAACGUACAAGAUCAUGCAAUUUCAUCUUUUAUAUUUUCUCAGAUUUUUUAAUUGCAAUUCAUUUUUUUAGGCAUGUAAAUUGAGAAAGAGAUUACACAUGCUAAAUGGAUAAAUUAAUAAAACUAACUUUAAUAACAUACAUUCUUCUAUUCAUCUUAAGUGUUUUAUUUGCUUUAUACACUCUAUUCAAUGC